Leishmania braziliensis MHOM/BR/75/M2904 is the source of this 4335-nucleotide messenger RNA. Its product is annotated as putative tubulin folding cofactor D. Gene Ontology annotation, molecular function: GTPase activator activity; beta-tubulin binding. Gene Ontology annotation, biological process: post-chaperonin tubulin folding pathway; tubulin complex assembly; microtubule cytoskeleton organization. The transcript has a single exon. The record is from RefSeq and is a predicted model, not a curated record. NCBI's taxonomy places the organism in Eukaryota, Euglenozoa, Kinetoplastea, Trypanosomatida, Trypanosomatidae. The coding region runs from base 1 to 4335 and encodes 1444 amino acids.
AUGUCAUCACCUCACGUGGGGGAACCAAUGGACAUGUGGGCCGAUGCAAGUGACCCUGCGCCAGUCGCCAUGACGCCCAACGCAGACAAUGUGCCGGACGCUGAAGAGGAGGUGGCCGCUGCUGCUGGCGCCAACACGCUAGACCACAACGAGGACGAAGAGGGGUGCGGCCUGUCGUUCUUCGAGGAGGAGGCAGAGUGUGCCGCGCUGCUCGCCCACGCCGCAGAGCUGCUGCCGCUAGCAAAUGACCGGUUAUUGCCCUCCAUCGGCCAGGAACCGAACGGGGUGGCGGCCAUGUUGGAGGAGCGCUUCGCGAAGAUCAUCGGCCGCUACCAAGACAGCCCGCACCUCUUGCACCCCUACCUGGAGGGGCUGAUGAAGCCUCUCGUGGACCUGCUUCUCCGCUACCUGCCCAAUGCCACGGAGGUGUGGGCACGUGAGGCAAGGUCGGGAGUAGGAGGGUCGCCCACAACGACUGUGGGGGCUGGCCAAACCUUGCCGUCGUUCGCUGCUGCUGGGGCAGCAUCAGCAACACCACCCUCUGCGAUGACGACGCAGACGCUGGUGGUGGCGAGUGCACUGGGCCAGGACUUGACCAUGUUCGAUGCGGACGCCCCCAAGACACCACUGCAUGUGGUGUGCAAGGCCCUCUGCAGCGUCAUCAAGACUGCUGGCGAGAAGUGCUGCACGAGCCAUUUCCCCAUCGACGUGGGGCAUUACGAAGACGUCUUCUACACGCUUCAGCUGUGGGUGGCCGACGCGGCGCGGCAGCGAGAGUGGGAGGUGCGCUACUGCCUGCUGCUGUGGCUUUCAAACCUCGUCCUUGUCCCCUUCUCUUUAGCUCUUAUCGACACGAAUCACGCCGAGGAAGGCGGCGUCUCGGCGGCGACGGAACGGCUAUCGCUGUCAGACGCUACCCUUGUCACAGCAAGCCGCUUCCUCGCGGACGCAUCCAAGUGCCGCGAGGCGGCUGCCCUCCUCAUCGCUCGCCUGCUCACACGACCCGACAGUGCACGGCACCGGGGACUCUUCUUCAGCUUUGCAACCUUCAUUCUGGAGUCCACUUCACACUUCGCGUCGGUGGGUGCUGACCGGGCAGCGGUGGUGGUGCCGCAAGGGGUACCGUGGGCCUUUCUUGCCGAAGGCACGCAGAGCACCUUCGCCUCACUUCUGUCGCAGCCCUUCCUACUGCCUGGCGUGCUGCUUACCAUUGCGAAGGCUGUGAAGCUGGGGAAACGGGAGGAGCUCGUCGGCUUUGCACCGCGCUUGCUGACGUGUGUGGCGACCGUCUAUGAGCAACAUCUUAACGAUAGCCUCCUCUGCAAGACGGCGGUGAAGGUGGGUCAGCGGCUGGUGCUGUGCAUGUUGAAGCGCCGCCGGGCCGAGUGGCGCUACAGCCGGCACAUUGCCUCCCUCACUGCCAACCUCGGCGUUGCAACUGCCGAUGGUGCGGCGGAGCUGAAAGCGCAACAGGAGGAGGCAGUGGACAGGGACGACGUCAGCAGCGACAACUACUACGGGCUGGAUGGGUGCGAGGAGAACCUUGAGACUGGGAUUGGGCUUCUUCUCCAGGCCGUUGGGCACAAAGACACGGUGGUGCGCUGGAGCGCAGCCAAGGGCAUCGGCCGUGUCUGCGAACGGCUGCCCGUUACGUUUGCCAAGGAGGUCAUGGAAGCGGUGCUCGAGGUCUUCAGAAAUGCGCACAGCGAUGUCCACUGGCACGGUGGCCUCCUCACAAUCGCGGAGCUGUGCCGCCGCAGCCUCGUGGAUACAGCGCUGCUGGCAAAGGUGGUGCCGUUGGUUGCCCAAGGCCUGGGGUACGAUCUCAGCAGGGGCACCUACAGCGUAGGGGCACACGUGCGGGAUGCCGCGUGCUACACAUGCUGGUGCGUGGCGCGCGCAUACGACGCUGAGGACCUCAUCAUCCACGUGCGCCAGCUGAGCGUUGCGCUCGUGGUGACGGCGCUUUUCGAUCGCGAGGUGAACGUGCGCCGCGCGGCGGCUGCGGCCUUUCAGGAGUGUGUCGGUCGCCUCGGCAACUUCGAGCACGGCAUUGAGCUGGUGACGACGGUAGACUUCUUUUCACUCGCCUCGCUGCGGCACGCGUACACGGUAGUGGCGCCGGUGAUCGCGCAGUAUGACACGUACCGGGAUGGGAUGCUGCGGGAGCUCGUCGGUACGAAGCUGCUACACUGGGACCGCUAUGUGCGCCAGAUGGCCGCUACCGCGCUGGGACUCGUUGCGACCCAUGAGCCUGCCGCUUCGAUUCUCGAGGAAGUGCUGCCGGAACUACUGAGACGAGUUGAGGACACGACGGUGGCGACACGCCAUGGUGCCAUCCUUGCUAUCGCCGAACUCAUUCAAAACCUCCCGCCGUCCAUGUGGAACGAGGCUCACAUACUGCAGUUCACUGGUAUACUGACAACUCUCGAGGCGGCUCGCGGCUUUAGCGCACGCGGUGGCGCGUACAUCCGACAAGCGUGCUGCGCCAUGCUCCAAGCCAUUGCUGGUCAGUUCCUCGCGCUGCCGAGGACGAUGGAGGUGAGCCGAGUGGGUGGUCGGGUAGAAAAGGUGCUCACCCUCGCCGUUAUCUUUUCCUUUCUCAAGGACACAUGGGACAAUAUUUUAGAGUGGGUACAACAUACCGCGGCAGACACCUUCUGCGCGGUGGCGCAGGCGUACUUCGUGACGUUUCUCCCAUCCUUUCACGGCAAGGUGUUGACGGAGCUGUACGAGGGCUGCGUGUUCGAGCAGCGUGUCCUACGUCGGCGUGGCUUCCUCGCCGCUGUCGGCGGGUUGCCUGCGACACUGCUGAAUGCACCGUGGACGCCAGGGGCUGCGACGAGUGCGGAGGGCGCUACCAGCGGCGCGUCAGUUCCUCUGGCAUUCGAAACGUUUCUCCCAGUGCUACAGCGUGCCUCGUUGUUGAGUCCUGAGGACCUAAAGAACCCGGAGCUGGCGGACGCUCAUGCGCGCCGCAACGCGGCUCGCUCCCUCGCGCGGGUGGUUGUCCGCAUAGACCCCGCCGCGCCAACCGUGACGCCGUCAUGGUACACCGCCGUGAUGGAGGGCACGGUGUUGCAAGCGCUGCAGGACUACGCGACGGAUAAGCGCGGUGACGUCGGUUCGUUUGUGCGGCUGGCAGUGCUUGAAGGACUUCCCUCUUUGCUGACGUACGGCCUCACGGCUGCUGCGGCAGUCCGACUCUGCACGGCGGCUACGGAACUACGUGUGUUGCAAGGCGUGGUGCGAUGCGUCUUGGAGAAGCUCGACCGAGUACGGGCCGUGGCAGGAGGUGUACUGGCGCGCUUGUUGCUGGACAAGCCGUGCGACAAUGCGUUUGGGGCCGAGGGGAAUGGCAAAGAUGAGGGUCUGAGCGACUAUGAACUCAGUAUCAAGGCAGAGGUAUCGCUGCUCCGUGCGCACCUUCGGCACUUGGUGACUCGUCGUGGCGGCGAAGAGAGCGGCGCUGAUGGAGACCGAAGCGAGCUCCUCGCCUGGCAUAAUACACAGCAGGUCAUCAGCUGCAUUGGUCCGUUCGUGCUGACGCACUGCCCUGUAAGCCUCGCCCACGCCGCGAUGGAGGGUCUCGUCGUCUCUGCGGGUGACCUCUCCGAGCACGUGCGCAGGACAGCUGCAGCGGCGCUGCUCAGCGCUUUCCAUGGUGACCAUACGACUACGGCUGACGUCUCAGACGCCUUGCCGCAGCGCCUCUCUGCGUGUCUCAUGACCGUCCUUGUAGCCCACGAGCACGAGGAGCGCAUGCUGAAGCCGGCCAGCCGUGUGCUUGACCUGCUCAUCAACGAGGGGGUCUUUGCUGUCGAGCAGCACCGCGCAGUGCUGGAGAUGCUGCGAAAGGAGCUGAAGCACUUUGCGCUGAACAUCAUGGUGCUUCUGGCAAUGGUGCCUCUGCUGACGAACGUGUGCCGCAGCCCUGACGUCGAGGUGCGGCGCAGUGCGUGGACGCUUGCGCUGACAAUGAUUGCCAGCCGUUACCCCAAGGUGCGGGCCAAGGUGGCCACAGACCUUUAUGCAUCACUGCUUGUGUUGACUUCCGGGGCGUUCGCCCCAGCGGGCCUCCCACUGGAGGGAUGCAGGCGCGCAAUGGAACAUCUCAUGCUCGUGCAGUGGGACAGCAACGACGCCACACGCACGCGGGCUGCGCGCAACGAGCUGUACAGCAUGCUGGAGAUUGAUCCGCCUGUCGCUCGAGCAGCCAACGUCGGGGAGUCGGCGAGCGAAGACGCGCAGCGAGGCUCCAUGCAGCCGGCGCGGGACCACCGGGGUGCGGUGGCCGCCACGUACAAGUCGCUCGUGCAGGAGACCGGCUACUGA